AUGGGCCCACGGAGGCCUGCUCUGCGGGCGGCACCGCUGCUGCUGUUCCUGCUGCUCUUCUUGGACACCACCAGUGUCCGGGCUCAAGAUGAAGUCCUGGAAAACUUCAGCUUGAACUGCCCAAAAGACGCAACUCGAUUCAAGCACCUCCGAAAGUACGUGUACAACUAUGAAGCUGAGAGCUCCAGCGGGGUCCGGGGCACUGCUGACUCCAGAAGCGCCACCAAAAUCAACUGUAAGGUAGAGCUGGAGGUCCCCCAAAUCUGCAGUUUCAUCAUGAGGACCAGCCAGUGUACCCUUAAAGAGGUGUAUGGCUUCAACCCUGAAGGCAAGGCUUUGAUGAAGAAAACCAAGAACUCUGAAGAGUUUGCAGCUGCCAUGUCCAGGUACGAACUCAAGAUGGCCAUUCCAGAAGGGAAACAAAUUGUCCUGUACCCUGACAAGGAUGAACCUAAACAUAUCCUGAACAUCAAGAGGGGCAUCCUCUCUGCUCUUCUGGUUCCCCCAGAGACAGAAGAGGACAAACAAGUGUUGUUCCUGGACACUGUGUAUGGAAACUGCUCGACUCAGGUUACCGUGAAUUCAAGAAAGGGAACCGUGGCAACAGACAUGUCUACAGAGAGAAACCUGCAGCAGUGUGAUGGCUUCCAGCCCAUCAGAACGAGUGUCAGCCCUCUUGCUCUCAUCAAAGGCCUGGUCCAUCCCUUGUCAACUCUUAUCAGCAGUAGCCAAUCUUGCCAGUACACCCUGGAUCCCAAGAGGAAGCAUGUGUCUGAAGCUGUCUGCAAUGAGCAGCAUCUUUUCCUGCCUUUCUCCUACAAGAAUAAGUAUGGCAUCAUGACGCAUGUUACACAGAAACUGAGCCUUGAAGACACACCUAAGAUCAACAGCCGCUUCUUCAGUGAAGGUACCAACCGGGUGGGUCUGGCCUUUGAGAGCACCAAGUCCACGUCACCGCCAAAGCAGGCUGAUGCUGUUUUGAAGACUCUUCAAGAACUGAAAAAAUUGUCCAUCUCAGAGCAGAAUGAUCAGAGAGCAAAUCUCUUCAAUAAACUGGUUACUGAGCUGAGAGGCCUCAGUGGUGAGGCAAUCACAUCCCUCUUGCCACAGCUGAUCCAAGUGUCCAGCCCCAUCACUUUGCAAGCCUUGGUUCAGUGUGGACAGCCACAGUGCUACACUCACAUCCUCCAGUGGCUGAAAACUGAGAAGGCUCACCCCCUCCUGGUUGACAUAGUUACCUACCUGGUGGCUCUGAUGCCAAAUCCCUCAACACAGAGGCUGCAGGAGAUCUUUAACACUGCCAAGGAGCAGCAGAGCCGAGCCACCCUGUAUGCACUGAGCCACGUGGUUAACAGCUAUUUUGAUGUGGACCAUUCAAGGAGCCCAGUUCUGCAGGAUAUUGCUGGUUACCUGUUGAAACAGAUUGACAAUGAAUGCAUGGGAGAGGAAGACCACACCUUCUUGAUUCUGAGGGUCCUUGGAAAUAUGGGCAGAACCAUGGAACAAGUAAUGCCAGCCCUCAAGUCCUCUGUCCUAAACUGUGUGAGAAGUACAAAGCCAUCUCUGCUGAUUCAGAAAGCUGCUAUCCAGGCCCUGAGGAAGAUGGAGCUGGGAGAUGAGGUCCGAACGAUCCUUUUUGAUACUUUUGUGAAUAGCGUUGCUCCAGUGGAGAAGAGACUGGCUGCCUAUCUCCUGCUAAUGAGGGGCCCCUCCUCAUCAGAUAUUAACAAAAUCAGCCAACUUCUCCAAUGGGAACAGAGUGACCAGGUGAAGAACUUCGUGGCAUCACACAUUGCCAACAUCUUGAAUUCAGAAGAACUGUAUGUCCAAGAUCUGAAAAAUUUGAUCAAAAAUUCUCUGAAGGAUUCUCAACUCCCAACGGUCAUGGACUUCAGAAAAUUUUCCCAAAACUAUCAAAUUUCCAAAUCGGUUUCUCUCCCAUUGUCUGACCCAUUCUCAGCCAAAAUAGAAGGGAAUCUUAUAUUUGAUCCAAGCAGUUAUCUGCCCAAGGAAAUCUUGCUGAAAACAACCCUCACAGUCUUUGGACUUGCUUCACUUGAUCUCUUUGAGAUUGGUUUAGAAGGAAAAGGCUUUGAGCCAACACUGGAAGCUCUUUUUGGUAAGCAAGGAUUCUUCCCAGACAGUGUCAACAAGGCUUUAUAUUGGGUCGAUGGUCGAGUCCCAGAUCGUGUCUCCAAGGUCUUGGUGGACCACUUUGGUUAUACUAAAGAUGACAAGCAUGAACAGGACAUGGUGAAUGGAAUCAUGCCCAUUGUGGACAAGUUGAUCAAAGAUCUGAAAUCUAAAGAAAUUCCUCAAGCCAGGGCCUAUCUCCGCAUCCUGGGAAAAGAGCUUGGCUUUGUCAGGCUCCAAGACCUCCAAGUUCUGGGAAAGCUGCUGCUGAAUGGUGCGAAAACUUUUCAGGGACUCCCCCAGAUGGUUGUACAGGCCAUCCGAGAAGGGUCAAAGAAUGACUUGUUUCUCCACUACAUCUUCAUGGAGAAUGCCUUUGAGCUCCCCACUGGAGUAGGGUUACAACUGCAAGUGUCUUCGUCUGGAGUCAUCACCCCCGGGAUUAAGGCUGGUGUGAGACUGGAAUUAGCCAAUAUUCAGGCAGAGCUAGUGGCAAAGCCCUCUGUGUCCUUGGAGUUUGUGACAAAUAUGGGCAUCAUCAUCCCAGACUUUGCUAAGAGCGGUGUCCAGAUGAACACCAAUUUCUUCCAUGAGUCGGGCCUGGAGGCUCGAGUGGCCCUGAAGGCUGGGCAGCUGAAGAUCAUCAUUCCUUCUCCAAAGAGGCCAGUCAAGCUGUUCAGUGGCAGCAACACACUGCACCUGGUCUCUACCACCAAAACGGAAGUGAUCCCACCUCUGAUUGAGAACAGGCAGUCCUGGUCAAGCUGCAAGCCUUUCUUCACUGGCAUGAAUUACUGCACUACAGGGGCUUACUCCAAUGCCAGCUCCACGGAGUCUGCCUCUUACUACCCACUGACAGGGGACACGAGGUAUGAGCUGGAACUGAGGCCCACAGGAGAGGUGGAGCAGUAUUCUGCCAGUGCAACCUAUGAACUCCUAAAGGAGGACAAGUCUUUGGUUGACACACUGAAGUUCCUAGUUCAAGCAGAAGGAGUACAGCAGUCUGAAGCUACUGCAAUGUUCAAAUAUAAUCGGCGAAGCAGGACCUUAUCUAGUGAAGUCCUAAUUCCAGGGUUUGAUGUCAACUUUGGGACAAUCCUAAGAGUUAAUGAUGAAUCCACUAAGGACAAAAACACUUACAAACUCAUCCUGGACAUUCAGAACAAGAAAAUCACGGAGGUCUCUCUCGUAGGACACGUGAGUUAUGACAAAAAGGGAGACGGCAAGAUCAAAGGUGUUGUUUCCGUACCACGUCUGCAAGCAGAAGCCAGGAGUGAGGUCCACACCCAUUGGUCCCCCACCAAGCUGCUCUUCCAAAUGGACUCAUCUGCUACAGCUUAUGGCUCAACAAUUUCCAAGAGAGUGGCAUGGCGUUACGAUAAUGAGAAAAUCGAAUUUGAUUGGAACACGGGAACCAAUGUGGACACCAAGAAGGCAGCCUCUAAUUUCCCUGUGGAUCUUUCCCGUUAUCCUAGAAUGUUGCAUGAGUAUGCCAAUAGUCUCCUGGAUCACAGAGUCCCUCAAACAGAUGUGACUUUCCGGCACAUGAGUUCCAAAUUAAUUGUUGCAACAAACACAUGGCUUCAAAUGGCAACCAGGGGUCUUCCUUACCCCCAAACUCUACAGGAUCACCUCAAUGGCCUCUCAGAGUUGAACCUCCUGAAAAUGGGGUUAUCUGACUUCCAUAUCCCAGACAACCUCUUCCUAAAGACUGACGGCCGAGUCAAAUAUACACUGAACAAGAACACAAUAAAGAUUGACAUCCCUUUGCCUUUGGGUGGCAAGUCUUCAAAAGACCUCAAGAUGCCAGAGAGUGUGAGGACACCAGCCCUCAACUUCAAGUCUGUGGGAUUCCAUCUGCCCUCUCGAGAGGUUCAGGUCCCCACUUUUACAAUUCCCAAGACACAUCAGCUGAAAGUGCCUCUCUUGGGUGUUCUAGACCUUUCCACAAAUGUCUACAGCAACUUGUACAACUGGUCAGCAUCCUACACUGGUGGCAACACCAGCAGAGACCACUUCAGCCUGCAGGCUCAGUACCGCAUGAAGGCUGACUCUAUGGUUGACCUGUUUUCCUACAGUGUGCAAGGAUCUGGAGAAACAACAUAUGACAGCAAGAGCACAUUCACAUUAUCCUGUGAUGGAUCUCUACACCAUAAAUUUCUAGAUUCAAAAUUCAAAGUCAGCCAUGUAGAAAAAUUUGGAAACAGCCCAGUCUCAAAAGGUUUACUAACAUUUGAAACAUCUAGUGCCUUGGGACCACAGAUGUCUGCUACUGUUCACCUGGACUCAAAAAAGAAACAACAUUUGUAUGUCAAAGACAUCAAGGUUGAUGGACAGUUCAGAGCAUCUUCAUUUUACGCUCAAGGCAAAUAUGGCUUGUCUUGUGAAAGAGAUGCUACAACUGGCCAGCUGAGUGCCGAAUCCAACAUGAGAUUUAACUCUACCUACUUCCAGGGCACCAACCAGAUAGUGGGAAUGUACCAGGAUGGAACCCUGUCCAUCACCUCCACCUCCGACCUGCAAGAUGGCAUAUUCAAGAACACAGCUUCCUUGAAAUAUGAAAACUAUGAGCUGACUCUGAAAUCCGACAGCAGUGGGCAGUAUGAGAACUUUGCUACUUCCAACAAGCUGGACAUGACCUUCUCUAAGCAAAGUGCAUUGCUGCGUUCUGAACACCAGGCCGAUUACAAGUCCCUGAGGCUUGUCACCCUUCUUUCAGGAUCCCUCACUUCCCAGGGUGUAGAAUUAAAUGCUGACAUCCUGGGCACCGACAAAAUUAAUACUGGUGCUCACAAGGCAACACUAAAGAUUGCACGAGAUGGACUAUCAACCAGUGCAACCACCAACUUGAAGUACAGCCCCCUGAUGCUAGAGAAUGAGUUGAAUGCAGAGCUUGGGCUCUCUGGGGCAUCCAUGAAAUUAUCAACAAAUGGCCGCUUCAAAGAGCACCAUGCAAAAUUCAGUCUUGAUGGGAGAGCAGCCCUCACAGAGGUGUCAUUGGGAAGUGUUUACCAGGCCAUGAUUCUGGGUGCAGACAGCAAGAAUAUCUUCAACUUUAAACUCAGCCGAGAAGGGCUGAGGCUGUCCAAUGACUUGAUGGGCUCCUAUGCUGAGAUGAAAGUAGACCACACACACAGUCUGAACAUUGCAGGUCUCUCGUUGGACUUCUUCUCAAAAAUGGACAAUAUUUACAGUGGAGACAAGUUUUAUAAGCAGAAUUUUAAUUUACAGCUACAGCCCUAUUCUUUUGUAACUACUUUAAGCAAUGACAUGAGAUACGACGCUCUAGAUUUGACCAACAGUGGAAGGUUACGGCUGGAACCACUGAAGCUGAAUGUGGGUGGCAAUUUUAAAGGAACCUAUCAAAAUAAUGAGCUGAAACACAUCUAUACCAUCUCUUAUACUGACUUGGUAGUAGCAAGUUACAGAGCAGACACUGUAGCUAAGGUUCAGGGUGUGGAGUUCAGCCAUAGGCUAAAAGCAGACAUUGAAGGGCUGGCUUCCUCCGUUGAUGUCACUACCACCUACAAUUCAGAUCCAUUACAUUUUAACAAUGUUUUCCGCUUUUUUCUGGCACCAUUUACCUUGGGUAUUGACACACAUACAAGUGGUGAUGGGAAACUGUCCCUCUGGGGAGAACACACUGGGCAGCUGUAUACUAAGUUUCUGUUGAAAGCAGAACCUCUGGCACUUACUUUCUCUCAUGACUACAAAGGAUCCACGAGCCACAACCUCCUGUAUAAGAACAGCAUCAGCACAGCUCUUGAACACACAGUCAGUGCCUCACUGACACCAGCUGAGCAGACAAGCACCUGGAAAUUAAAGAUCAAACUGAAUGACAAGGUAUAUAGCCAGGACUUUGAAGCCUACAACACUAAAGACAAAAUCGGUGUUGAGCUUAGUGGACGGACUGACCUCUCUGGGCUGUACUCUCCAAUUAAACUGCCAUUUUUCUACAGUGAGCCUGUCAAUGUCCUUAAUGACUUAGAGAUAAAUGAUGCUGUUGACAAGCCCCAAGAAUUCGCAAUUGUUGCUAUCGUGAAGUACGAUAAGAACCAGGAUGUGCACACCAUCAGCCUCCCAUUCUUCAAAAGCUUGCCAGAUUAUUUGGAGAGAAAUCGAAGAGGAAUUAUAAGUCUACUGGAGGCCAUGCAGGGGGAAUUAAAACGCCUCAGUGUUGAUGAGUUUGUGAGGAAAUACAGAGAGGCCCUGAACAGACUUCCUCAGCAGAUUCAUGAUUAUCUGAAUGCUUCUGACUGGGAGAGACAAGUAGCUAGUGCCAAGGAAAAAUUAACUUCUUUCAUAGAAAAUUACAGAGUUACAGACAAUGAUGUACUAAUUGCCAUAGAUAGUGCCAAAAUCAACUUCAAUGAAAAACUCUCUCAACUUGAGACAUACGCGAUACAAUUUGAUCAGUAUAUUAAAGAUAAUUAUGAUCUGCAUGAUUUAAAAAGAACUAUUGCUCAGAUUAUUGAUCGAAUCAUUGAAAAGUUAAAAAUUCUUGAUGAACAGUAUCAUAUCCAUAAAAAUCUAGCAAAAUCAAUCCAUAAUCUAUAUUUAUUUGUGGAAAAUGUUGAUCUUAACCAAAUCAGUAGUAGGAGUGCCUCUUGGAUCCAAAAUGUGGAUACCAAAUAUCACAUCAGAAUCCAGAUACAAGAAAAACUACAACAGCUCAGAAUGCAAAUUCAGAAUAUAGACAUUCAGCAACUUGCUGAAGAAGUAAAACAACAGAUUGAAGCUAUUGAUGUCACAGUGCAUUUAGAUCAACUGAGAACUGUGAUUCUAUUCCAAAGAAUAAGUGACAUUAUUGAGCGUGUCAAAUACUUUGUUAUGAAUCUUAUUGAAGAUUUUAAAGUAACUGAGAAAAUCAAUACUUUUAGAGUUAUAGUCCGUGAGCUAAUUGAAAAAUAUGAAGUAGACCAACAAAUCCAGGAUUUAAUGGAUAAAUCAGUAGAGUUGGCCCACAGAUACAGCCUGAGUGAGCCUCUUCAGAAACUAAGUAAUAUGCUACAGCAAAUUGAGAUAAAAGAUUACUAUGAGAAAUUGGUUGGGUUUAUUGAUGAUACUGUCAAGUGGCUUAAAGCAUUGUCUUUCAAAAAUACCAUUGAAGAACUAAAUAGAUUUAUUGACACGUUGGUGAAGAAGUUGAAAGACUUUGAUUACCACCAGUUUGUAGACAAAACCAACAGCAAAAUCCGUGAGAUAACUCAGAGAAUAAAUGCUGAAAUCCAAGCUCUAGAACUUCCACAGAAAACUGAAGCAUUAAAACUGUUGGUAGAAGACUUCAAAACCACGGUCUCCAACUACCUAGAAAGACUCAAGGACACCAAAGUAACUGUGGUCAUUGAUUGGCUGCAGGAUGUUUUGGCUCGAAUAAAAGCCCAUUUCCAAGAUACUCUAGAAGAUGUAAGAGACAGAAUUUAUCACAUGGACAUUCAGUGGGAACUGGAGCGCUGCUUGUCUCUGGUAAGCCAAGUAUACACUACACUGGUCACCUAUAUUUCUGACUGGUGGACUCUGACUGCUAAAAACAUAACAGACUUCGCAGAGCAAUAUUCCAUUCAAAACUGGGCUGAGAGCAUAAAAGUGCUGGUGGAACACGGAUUCAUAGUUCCUGAAAUGCGAACAUUUCUGGGGACCAUGCCUGCAUUUGAGGUCAGUCUCCGUGCUCUCCAAGAAGCUAACUUUCAGACCCCUGACUUUAUAGUCCCCUUGACGGAUUUGAGGAUUCCAUCAACUCGGCUAAACCUCAAAAUGUUAAAGAAUAUAAAAAUCCCAUUGAGAUUUUCCACUCCAGAAUUCACUCUUCUCAACACCUUCCAUGUCCGUUCCUUUACAAUUGACUUGCUGGAGAUAAAAGCAAAGAUCAUUAGAACUAUCGACCAAAUGCUGAGCAGUGAGCUACAGUGGCCUCUUCCAGAAGUGUACUUGAGAGACCUGGGGAUGGCGACCAUUCCUCUUGCAAGACUCACUCUGCCAGACUUCCAUGUACCAGAAAUCACAGUUCCAGUAUUCACAAUUCCAAAUGUCAAUCUCAAAGAUUUACAGGUUCCUGAUCUCCACAUACCAGAAUUCCAGCUUCCCCGCCUCUCACACACAAUUGAAAUACCUGCUUUUGGCAAAUUGCAUAGCAUCCUGAAGAUCCAAUCUCCUCUCUUUAUAUUAGACGCUAAUGCCAACAUACAGAAUGUAACUACUUCACAGAACCAAGCAGAGAUUGUGGCUUCUGUCACCGCUAGAGGAGAGUCCAAAUUUGAAGCUCUCAAUUUUGAUUUCCAAGCACAGGCUCAGUUCCUGGAGUUAAAUCCUAAUCCUCCGGUCCUGAAGGAAUCCAUGAACUUCUCCAGUAAGCAUGUGAGCAUGGAGCAUGAGGGUGAGAUAUUAUUUUCUGAAAAGGCCAUUGAGGGAAAAUCAGACACUGUCGCAAGUUUACACACAGAAAAAAAUACAGUAGAGUUUAAUAAUGGUAUGAUUGUCAAGAUAAACAAUCAGCUCACCCUUGAUAGUCACACAAAGUACUUCCACAAGUUGAGUGUCCCCAGGCUGGACUUCUCCAGUAAGGCUUCUUUUAAUAAUGAAAUCAAGACACUAUUAGAAGCUGGACAUGUGACAUGGACAUCUUCAGGGACAGGGACAUGGAACUGGGCCUGUCCCAACUUCUCAGAUGAAGGCACACAUUCGUCCCAAAUUAGUGUUACUAUGGAAGGCCCCAUUGCUUCUUUUGGAUUUUUCAAUAACAUAAAUGGCAAACACUUAAGGGUCAUCCAAAAACUGACUUAUGAAUCUGGCUUCCUCAACUAUUCUAAGUUUGAAGUUGAGUCAAACGUUGAAUCUCAGCACGUGGGCUCCAGCAUUCUAACUGCCAAAGGUCAAGCACUGCUCAGGGAUGCAAAGGCAGAAAUGACUGGUGAACACAAUGCCAACUUAAAUGGAAAAGUAAUUGGAACUUUGAAAAAUUCUCUUUUCUUUUCAGCACAGCCAUUUGAGAUUUCAGCAUCCACAAAUAAUGAAGGAAAUUUGAAAGUUAGUUUUCCACUAAAGUUGACUGGGAAAAUAGACUUCCUGAAUAACUAUGCAUUGUUUCUGAGUCCCCAUGCCCAACAAGCAAGCUGGCAAGCAAGUGCUAGAUUCAAUCAGUACAAAUACAAUCAAAAUUUUUCUGCUAUGAACAAUGAACACAACAUAGAAGCCAGUAUAGGAAUGAAUGGAGAUGCCAACUUGGAUUUCUUAAACCUACCUUUAACAAUUCCUGAAAUUAAUUUACCUUACACGGGGUUCACAACUCCCUUACUGAAGGAUUUCUCCAUAUGGGAAGAAACAGGCUUGAAAGAAUUUUUGAAGACAACAAAGCAAUCGUUUGACUUGAGUGUAAAGGCUCAAUAUAAAAAGAGCAAAGACAAGCAUUCCAUUGUUGUUCCUCUGAAUAUGUUUUAUGAGUUUAUUCUCAACAAUGUCAAUUCUUGGGACAGAAAAUUAGAAAAAGCCAGAGACAAUGCAGAGACAAUUCCUAACAUCAAGGUGCCUUCAAACAGGUUAGUGCUGCCAUCUCUGGAGUUGCCAGUGUUUCAUGUUCCUAGGAAUCUAUUCAAGUUUUUCCUCCCAGAUUUCAAGGAAUUGAGCACUAUUGACAAUAUUUAUAUUCCAGCCAUGGGAAAUUUUACCUAUGAUUUUUCUUUUAAAUCAAGUGUCAUCACACUGAAUACCAAUGCUGGACUUUAUAACCAAUCAGAUAUCGUUGCCCACUUCCUUUCUUCCUCUUCAUUGGUCACAGAUGCCCUACAGUACAAAUUAGAGGGUACAUCACGUCUGAUGCGGAAAAGAGGAUUGAAGCUAGCCACAGCUGUCUCUCUAACUAACAAAUUUAUAAAGGGCAGUCAUGACAGCACCAUUAGCUUGACCAAGAAAAAUGUGGAAGCAUCAGUGAGAACAACUACCAACCUCCACAUUCCCAUUUUCACAAUGAACUUCAAACAGGAACUUAAUGGAAAUACCAAGUCAAAACCCACUGUUUCAUCAUCCAUUGAACUAAACUAUGACUUCAAUUCCUCAAAGCUGCACUCUACUGCAAAAGGAGGCGUUGACCACAAGUUCACCUUAGAAAGUCUCACCUCCUACUUUUCCAUUGAGUCAUUCACCAAAGGAAAUAUCAAGGGUUCUUUCCUUUCACAGGAAUAUUCAGGAAGUGUUGCCAAUGAGGCCAAUGCAUACCUGAAUUCCAAGGGUACUAGGUCUUCAGUAAGGCUACAGGGAGCUUCCAAAGUUGAUGGUAUCUGGAACUUUGAAGUAGGAGAAAAUUUUGCCGGAGAAGCCACCCUCCGACGCAUCUAUGCCACAUGGGAACACAAUAUGAAAAACCAUUUGCAAGUAUACAGCUACUUCUUCACAAAAGGAAAGCAAACAUGCAGAGCCACACUGGAGCUCUCCCCAUGGACCAUGUCAACCCUUCUACAGGUUCAUGUGAGUCAACCCAGUUCCCUCCUUGACCUCCAUCACUUGGACCAGGAAGUAAUCCUGAAAGCUAACACUAAGAACCAGAAGGUCAGCUGGAAAAGUGGGGUCCAGGUUGAAUCACGGGUUCUUCAGCACAAUGCACAGUUCUCCAAUGACCAAGAAGAGGUACACCUUGACAUUGCAGGAUCCUUAGAAGGACAUCUGUGGAACCUUGAAAAUAUCUUUCUACCAGUGUAUGGCAAGAGCUUGCAGGAACUCCUACAGAUAGAUGGAAAGCGACAGUAUCUUCAAGCUUCAACUUCUCUUCUAUAUACCAAAAACCCCAAUGGCUAUCUCCUCUCACUCCCUGUGCAAGAACUGGCUGAUAGAUUCAUUAUACCAGGGCUAAAACUAAAUGACUUCAGUGGAAUAGAAAUCUAUAAGAAAUUAAGUACUUCACCAUUUGCCCUCAACCUAACAAUGCUCCCCAAAGUAAAAUUCCCUGGGGUUGAUCUGUUAACACGAUACUCUAAAUCAGAGGGUUCCUCUGUCCCUAUGUUUGAGGCAACCACACCUGAAAUUCAGUUAACUGUAUCCCAGUUUACACUUCCAAAGAGCUUUCCAGUUGGCAGCACUGUCUUUGAUCUGAAUAAGCUAGCCAAUGUGAUUGCAGAUGUUGAUCUGCCUAGUGUCACCCUGCCUGAGCAGACCAUUGAGAUCCCACCCUUAGAGUUCUCCAUACCUGCUGGGAUUUUUAUUCCUUUCUUUGGAGAACUGACUGCACGGGUUGGGAUGGCUUCUCCACUGUAUAAUGUCACUUGGAGCACUGGUUGGAAAAACAAAGCAGAUCAUGUUGAAACAUUCCUGGAUUCCACAAGCACUUCACCCUUGCAAUUUCUGGAGUAUGCUCUACGAGUUGUGGAAACACACAAAAUUGGAGAUGAUAUGUUCACCUAUAAGAUCAAAGGAACACUUCAACACUGUGACUUCAAUGUGGCGUAUAAUGAAGAUGGUCUAUUUAAAGGACUUUGGGACUGGCAGGGAGAGGCUCACCUGGACAUCACCAGCCCAGCACUGACUGACUUCCAUCUGCACUACAAAGAAGAGAAGACAAGUCUGUCUGCCUCAGCAGCCUCCUCGGCCAUAGGCACUGUGGGUCUGGAUUCAAGCACAGACGACCAGAGUGUGAAGCUGAAUGUCUACUUCCACCCUCAGUCCCCUCCAGAUAAGAAACUCAGCAUAUUCAAAACUGAAUGGCGGUACAAGGAGUCUGAUGGUGAGACAUACAUCAAAAUUAAUUGGGAAGAAGAAGCAGCUUCCAGGUUGCUAGGCUCCCUAAAAAGCAAUGUGCCCAAGGCUUCUGAGGCUAUUUACAAUUAUGUCAAUAAGUACCACCUGGGAUAUGUCUCUUCAGAGCUAAGAAAAAGUCUACAGAACAAUGCUGAACAUGCCUUAAGGAUGGUUGAUGAAAUGAACAUAAGUGUCCAGAGAGUAGCCCGUGAUACCUACCAGGAUCUCUAUGAGGAGAUGUUGGCUCAGGAGAACCAGCACAUCCCUGAGAAACUCAAGAAGAGGGUGUUAGGCAGUCUAGCAGGUGUUACUCGGAAGUGCCACAUGGCAAUCACGUGGCUGAUGGACUCAUUCAUUCAUUUCCUGAAGUUCAAUAGAGUGCAGUUCCCAGGGAAUGCUGGAACAUAUACUGCCGAUGAAUUCUACACUAUAGUCAUGAGGGAAACCACAAAGUCACUAUCUCAACUGUUUAACAGGUUAAGAAACCUGCUUUCCUAUGUUCAGACCCAAGUAGAGAAAUCAAGAUUAAUCAAUGACAUAACAUUUAAAUGUCCUUUUUUGUCAAAACCUUGUAAACUAAAAGAUGUAUUUAUAAUGAUGGGGGACUUAAACAUUUUAUCAGACAUAGCCCAAAAGGAUAUCAAAUUUACAGCAAUACUAAGUAAUCUUCAGAGCUUUCUGGAAAGACUUUUAGACAUCAUAGAAGAACAAAUUAAAUGCCUAAAGGACAAUGAAUCUUCUUGUGUCACUGAUCAUAUCAACACAUUCUUCAAAAUGCAUGUCCCAUAUGCUUUUAAAUUCCUAAUAGAAGACAUAUACUUUGUCUUCAAUGAGUUCAAUGACUUUAUUCAAUCCAUACUUCAGGAGGGGUCCUACAAGCUACAACAGGUCCAUCAGUAUGUGAAGGCCCUUCGUGAAGAGUAUUUUGAUCCAAGCAUGGUUGGCUGGACAGUAAAAUAUUAUGAAAUAGAAGACAAGAUGGUUGACCUGAUCAAGACUCUUCUCAUUUCCCUUAGGGAUUUCUACUCUGAAUACAGUGUGACAGCUGCUGAUUUUGCUUCCAAAAUGUCAACUCAAGUUGAGCAAUUUGUGUCCAGGGAUAUCAGAGAGUACCUUAGCAUGCUUGCUGAUAUAAAUGGAAAGGGGAGGGAAAAGAUUGAAGAGCUUUCUAUUGUGGCAAAGGAAGCGAUGAAAAGCUGGGCAGAAACAAUGUCUGAUUACCCCCAGCAGUUCCAUUCCAAACUACAGGAUUUUUCGGACCAACUCUCUGGCUUCUAUGAAAAAUUCAUUGCUGAGUCCACAAGAUUGAUUGACCUGUCCAUUCAAAACUACCACAUGUUUCUCAGAUACAUCACCGAGUUACUGAAAAAGCUGCAGGUGGCCACAGCCAGUAACAUGAGCCCCUACAUAAGGCUUGCUCAAGGAGAACUGAUUAUCACCUACUGAUUAGUCUACUAAUGUAUGCAGAUUAAACCGGCACAGAGUUGGAGACUUUGGAGACUACUAUAAAAACCAUCCUGAGCCAGACCUGCUGCCAACAGCAAGAGCAAAAAGCACACAGGAACUACACCUGUAGCCAAGCUGGCACAGGACCAAGAACUUUGAAGCAGCCUGAACUCAAGACGACAUAUUUUACAAGUUAGAGAAAAAUCGAGAUCUAA
Messenger RNA from Apodemus sylvaticus (European woodmouse), 13514 nucleotides. RefSeq names its product apolipoprotein B (gene Apob). Lineage: Eukaryota; Metazoa; Chordata; Mammalia; Rodentia; Muridae. The record is from RefSeq and is a predicted model, not a curated record. Gene Ontology annotation, cellular component: low-density lipoprotein particle; very-low-density lipoprotein particle; mature chylomicron. The transcript has 29 exons. Gene Ontology annotation, molecular function: cholesterol transfer activity; low-density lipoprotein particle receptor binding. Bases 1 to 13299 code for a protein of 4432 amino acids. Gene Ontology annotation, biological process: triglyceride mobilization; lipoprotein transport; cholesterol homeostasis.